This is a messenger RNA of Onychostruthus taczanowskii (white-rumped snowfinch), 1690 nucleotides long. RefSeq names its product Coenzyme A synthase (gene COASY). The transcript is spliced from 9 exons. The record is from RefSeq and is a predicted model, not a curated record. Gene Ontology annotation, molecular function: pantetheine-phosphate adenylyltransferase activity; dephospho-CoA kinase activity; ATP binding. Lineage: Eukaryota; Metazoa; Chordata; Aves; Passeriformes; Passeridae. The coding region runs from base 38 to 1495 and encodes 485 amino acids. Gene Ontology annotation, biological process: coenzyme A biosynthetic process.
CGGCCCCGUUCCGGUCGGCGGCGCUUCCGGCGGGGCGAUGCCGCCCUUCGCCUCGGGGCUGCUGGUGCUGACGGCGCCGCUGCCCGCGCUGCCCCGGCGGGCGGCGGGGCUGGUGGCGGCGGCGGCGGGGCUGGUGGCGGGGCCGCUGUACGUGCAUCUGCAGCCGGGGCUGCGGCUGGGCUGCCCCGCCGCCGGCCCCGCCGCUCCGCCCGCCGAGGCGCCGGGGCCGCUGGAGCCGGUGCAGCUCGGGCUGCAGCGCCUGGCCGCCGCUCUGUACGGCUGCCCGCCGAGCCUGCCCGCGCUGCUGCUGGGCGAGGACACCGCGGGGGACCCCGAGGGGGACCCCGAGCAGGAUCUCGACGCGACGCUCCCCGAAUUCCUGGACGUGGCUGUUGGCGGCACCUUCGACCGGCUGCACGGCGCCCACCGGCUCCUGCUCAGCGUCUGCUGCCUCCUGGCCCGGCAGCGGCUCCUGGCCGGGGUGGCCGACGGAGAGCUGCUCCGCCACAAGGUCCUGCCAGAGCUGAUCGAGCCGUACGAGCUGCGGGCGGCGAAGCUGCGCGAGUUCUUGGAGGAUGUGAAGCCCUCACUGUGCUACGACAUCGUGCCUCUGGCCGACCCCUUCGGCCCCUCGGUCACAGACCCCGACCUGCAGUGCCUGGUGGUCAGCGAGGAGACCCGCCAGGGAGGGGUGGCUGUGAACAGGAAGAGACAUGAAAACGGGCUCCCCGAGCUGGCUCUGUAUGAAAUCCAAUUGAUGAAGGAUCCUCACCACACUCAGAACGAGGAGGAGAAGAUCAGCUCCUCCAGCCUCCGGCAGAGGCUGCUGGGGACGCUGCUGCAGCCCCCACGGCGAGACCCAGCUCUGCCGCUGCGCCCGUACAUUAUUGGGCUGACUGGGGGAACCGGGAGUGGGAAAACCUCCAUUGCCAAACUCCUGGGGAGCCUGGGCGCGUUCGUCAUCGACGCUGACAAGCUGGGCCAUGCCGUCUAUGUCCCUGGUGGCCCGGCCUACGAGCCAGUGGUGACAGCCUUUGGGGCAGAGAUCCUGAAUGAAGAUGGAACGAUUAACAGGAAAGUCCUCGGGGCCAAAGUGUUUGGAAAGCAGGAGCAGCUGAAGAGGCUGACGGAUAUUGUCUGGCCCAAAAUAGCCCAGAUGGUGAAGGAGAGGGUCAGGGAGGCUGAUGCUCAAGGGAAGGCUGUGUGUGUGCUGGACGCUGCCGUGCUGCUGGAGGCCGGCUGGCAGGACAUGGUCCAUGAGGUGUGGACUGCCAUCAUCCCGGAGGAGGAGGCCGUGAGGCGCAUCGUGGCCAGGGAUGGGCUGACCGAGGAGGCCGCUCGCCGCCGGCUGCAGAGCCAGAUGAGCAACAGGCAGCGGGUCGAGCAGUCGCAGGUGGUGCUCUGCAGCCUCUGGGAGCCGGACAUCACCCGCCAGCAGGUGCAGAAGGCCUGGGACCUGCUGCAGCAGCGCCUGAGCCUGGAGCCUGGCCCGUGAGGGCCCAGCCCGUGACGGUCCGUGUCCAGCCACCACUGCCCACCAUGAACCGGCGGACGAAGCAGCGUGGGACCGAGACCACCGGCCCCAUCCAGCUCUGGGGAGGCUCCGGGGCAUCCGUCCUGCGGCCCCCCGGUGAGGGGGAACACUGCAGGGCUGAGCCCCCUGGGUGACAGUAAAGAGGCUGCUCCUGCA